GCUCGCUCCUUCUUCUCUCCAAUCUCUGUCUUGUUGUCGGCGGUGACGCGGCGGAGGUGUAGCCUGACGCGGCCUCUUACGUGUCGGCGGCGGGCGGCCACAAUAAAAGUGGAGCUCCGGACGGAGUCCCGACCGGGGAGCGAAAAAAGUGAAGGGAGCGUGUGUCGGUAAGGACGGCGGAAGGAAGGAGGCACGGUGGAAAACGUUCGGUGUUGGUCGGGUUCGGCCCGAAGGAAACAAAGAGAUCAUGGCGGCUCGGUGCUCAGCCGAUGAAGAUGGAGUCAGCAGCGGCCGAGGCUCAGCAGGCGGCCGAGUCUGCCGAGGCUGAAAACCAGCAGCAGAUCACGCCGGCACAGCUUGCCACAUUGGCGCAGGUAUCCAUGGCAACUGGCCACGGCACGGCAACAGGUCCCACAGUGACGCUGGUGCAGCUUCCAAAUGGACAGACGGUCCAAGUGCAUGGCGUGAUUCAGGCGGCGCAGUCAUCCGUCAUACAGUCCCCACAUGUGCAAGCUGUGCAGAUCUCCACCAUCGCCGAAAGCGAGGAUUCGCAGGAGUCGGUGGACAGCGUCACUGACUCGCAGAAACGUCGCGAAAUCCUUUCGCGGCGACCCUCGUACAGGAAAAUCCUGAACGACCUGUCAUCCGAUGCACCGGCUGUCCCUCGCAUCGAGGAGGAAAAGGCAGAGGACGAUUUGGCGGCAGCUGCCACGCCCGCCAUCACCACCGUCACCGUGCCCACCCCUAUUUACCAGACCAGCAGCGGCCAGUACAUUGCCAUCACGCAGGGCGGCGCUAUCCAGCUGGCCAAUAACGGCACAGACGGCGUUCAGGGCCUGCAGGCGCUCACCAUGACCAACGCGGCCGCCGCCCAGCCUGGGGCCACCAUCCUGCAGUAUGCUCAGACCAGCGACGGCCAGCAGAUACUGGUGCCCAGUAACCAAGUGGUGGUGCAAGCUGCGUCUGGAGAUGUCCAGGCCUACCAGAUCCGAGCGGCGCCUGCCAACACCAUCACCUCUGGGGUGGUCAUGGCCUCGUCGCCUGCUCUGCCCACCCAAGGUGCCACCGAGGAGGUCACCCGCAAGAGAGAGGUCCGCCUCAUGAAGAACAGAGAAGCGGCGCGUGAGUGUCGCAGGAAGAAGAAGGAGUACGUCAAGUGUCUGGAGAACCGAGUGGCUGUCCUGGAGAACCAAAACAAGACACUCAUCGAAGAACUCAAAGCCCUCAAAGACCUUUACUGUCACAAAUCCGACUAAAUCCCCCUCGACCCUUCAAGCCCAGAACAACGUCCUCGCUUUGGACCUGGGUAGCCUUUGUGCUCAUUGUCUUUGACUGUUUGGCUUCACUUGCCUCAACUUUUUCAGUAUGUCAUACUUCAUUUACCAUGGGUCCAUGGGUAUAAAAAUACAAACAAAUGAAAAUUAGUGGGUUAGCGAUACUUGAAGUGGAUGCUGAUUCCGAUUAUUGUUGUGAUUCCCCCUCAGGUCCUCACUUGAACAUCUUAAAUUAGCUUUUAUCUUGACCCUACUGACCACGUACCAGGUUGUAGUGGUAUAAGAGAACUUUAAAACUGCUAGCGUAUGUCUACCUUGUGUCAGGUCAGAGGUGAUGGUCCUUCAAAAUUUAAGCUUCUUUUUCAGAUUAUUUGAUCUUUUAGCCAAAACCUACUGACCAGGUACUGUGUCUGAUAGAAGAGAUCUGAAACUCUAAACUCUCAGCUUUGGUGCAGUUAGUACAGGAACAUGUCGUUGGUUUUGUCUGAACUGCAUCUUUUCUCUGUACUUUUGAGCGUUUAGUCUAUAGCAUAUGUACAACCACAAUUCCAAUGAAGUUGGGACGUUUUGUUAAACAUAAAUAAAAACAGAAUACAAUGAUUUUCAAAUCAUGUUCAACCUAUAUUUAAUUGAAUACACUACAAAGACAAGAUAUUUAAUAUUGAAACUGAUCAACUUGAUUGUUUUUAGCAAAUAAUCAUUAACUUUGAAUUUUAUGGCUGCAACACGUUCCCAAAAAGCUGGGACAGGUGGCAAAAAAGACUGAGAAAGUUGAGGAAUGCUCAUCAAACACCUGUUUGGAACAUCCUACAGGUGAACAGGCUAAUUGGGAACAGGUGGGUGCCAUGAUUUGGUAUAAAAGGAGCUUCCCUGAAUUGCUCAGUCAUUCACAAGCAAAGAUGGGGCAAGCUACACCUCUUUGUGAACAACUGCGUGAGAAAAUAGUCGAACAGUUUAAGAAGAAGAAGAAGAAUCAUCUUUUAUUGUCAUGAACAUGCAUGCAUGCAUACGAAAUUUGUUCUCUGCAUUUAACCCAUCGCAGUGAACACAUACACAUGUUAGUGGAACACACUGGAGCAGGGGGCAGCUGAAGCGCCCGGGGAGCAUUUUGGGGUAUCAGUGUCUUGCUCAAGGACACCACAGCCGUGGGUCCGGGGGAUGUUGGCGGAUGGUCCAGUCGGGGUCUUGAACCUAGGUCCCCCACGGUGGCAAGGAAUUUAGGGAUUUCAUCAUCUCCGGUCCAUAAUAUCACCAAACGGUUCAGAGAAUCUGGAUAAAUCACUGCAUGUAAGCGGCAUGGCCGAAAACCAACAUUGAAUGCCCGUGACUUUCUAUCCCUCAGGCGGCACUGCAUCAAAAACCGACAUCAAUGUGUAAAGAAUAUCACCGCAUGGGCUCAGGAACACUUCAGAAAACCAAUGUCAGUAAAUACAGUUCGGCGCUACAUCCGUAAGUGCAACUUGAAACUCUACUAUGCAAAGCAAAAGCCAUUUAUCAACAACACCCAGAAACGCCGCCGGCUUCUCUGGGCCCGAGCUCAUCUAAGAUGGACUGAUGCAACGUGGAAAAGUGUUCUGUGGUCCGACGAUUCCACAUUUCAAAUUGUUUUUGGAAAUUGUGGACGUCGUGUCGUCUGGGCCAAAGAGGAAAAGAACCAUCCGGAUUGUUAUGGAUGCAAAGUUCAAAAGCCAGCAUCUGUGAUAGUAUGUGGCUGUGUUAGUGCUAAUGGCAUGGAUAACUUACACAUCGGUGAAGGCACCAUUAAUGCUGAAAGGUACAUACAGGUUUUGGAGAAACAUAUGCUGCCAUCCAAGCAACGUCUUUUUCAUGGACGCCGCUGCUUAUUUCAGCAAGACAAUGUCAAACCACAUUCUGCACGUGUUACAACAGCGUGGUUUCGUAGUAAAAGAGUGCGGGUACUAGACUGGCCUGCCUGCAGUCCAGACCUGUCUCCCUUUGAAAAUGUGUGGCGCAUUAUGAAGCAUAAAAUACGACAACGGAGACCCUGGACUGUUGAACAGCUGAAGCUGUACAUCACGCAAGAAUGGGAAAGAAUUCCACCUGCAAAGCUUCAACAAUUAGUGUCCUCGGUUCCCAAACGUUUAUUGAAUGUUGUUAAAAGAAAAGAUUAUGUAACACAGUGGUAAACACGACCCUGUCCCAGCUUUUUUGGAACGUGUUGCAGCCAUAAAAUUCUAAGUUCAUGAUUAUUUGCUAAAAACAAUAAAGUUUAUCAGUUUGAACAUUAAAUAUCUUGUCUUUGUAUUGUAUUCAAUUAAUUAUAGGUUGAACAUGAUUUACAAAUCAUUGUAUUCUGUUUGUAUUUAUGUUUAUAUGUGUGUGUAGAUUGUCAGUCAUCCAGGUCAUGGUAAUCUGCAAAGGUUGAAUCGUGGCAACUUGAUGGUUUUUCCAGAGCUGCCAAAUGUUACGGAACGUCCCUAUAUGCUACGGAAAUCACUGAACGUUGACUCGUUACUGCCGUAACGCUGAUUCUUCCGGAUGUUUUUGGGGGGGGAAAUCCAGCUUCCAACAUUGGUGCGUCCACACUGAACAGCUGCUUGGUGCACGCUAUUAUUACCCUACCCCAUCCGCCCAAGUGUCACAAAGGGAGGACAAGGACUGGAUAGGUGAAGAUGAUGUCAAAGCCAUGCUAAUUGUUCAGCUAGCAUUACAAGCAGUCGCAAAACAUCGACAGGUGAUUUGGUGAUACAGUACAGUUGUCACAUAGGUCUGGCUGGAACCGUAUUUUUGCAGAGCGUAACCAACUUUAAACAACAAAAUAAUAGGCCAAUUAAUACAUGUUUAGAGAUCCAUUCCAUCCAUUUUCCGUACUGCUUCUCCUCACUCACGCCUCACGGGCGUGCUGGAGCCUAUCUAUACUUAUCCUCACUGGGGUCACGGGCGUGCUGGAGUCUAUCUCAGCUGACUCUGGACAAGAGGCAGGGUACACCCAGAACUGGUUGCCAGCCAGUCGCAAGGCACAUAUAAACAAACAACCAUUCGCACUCACAUUCACAGCUACGGGCAAUUUAGAGUCUUCAAUUAACCUACCAUGCAUGUUUUUGAGAUGUAGGAGGAAACCGGAGUACCUGGAUAAAACCCACGCAGACACGGGGGAAACAUGUAAACUCCACAUAGGCUCAGAACUGUGAGGCAGAUGUACUAACCAGUCGCCCAGCGUUAUUGCCCUCAGUCGAAUGGUGACUGUAGAGACGCUUCUCCCGGCUGUUCGUUGCUCAUUAAUCCAUUGCUCGAGUUGGUCUUCCAACUCGGGCCACCUCGCGUUGUUUCCGUGAAAACUCAGCUUCAUCUUCUUGACUUGGUGAAGCUCGUUUUCCUGCUUCCUCCACUUGCGAACCAUGGAUUCGUUGAUCUUGAAUUCUUUUGCGGCUGCUCAAUUCCCAUGUUCCUCCGCAUAACUGACAGCUUGCAGUUUAAACUGUGCUUCGUAAGCGUGUCUCUUUGUAGGUGCCAUUUUUUGGGGGGGUCCUUAGCUUUAGCGUCCUCCUUCACGCACCCUUCCCCCUUUACGUCCGCAUGCUGUCCUCAGCCACGUCCAAUUUUCCUCUGUAUAAGCAGCGUGUCAGCAGGAAAUGCUCCCAGUCAGUCAAGCGGUCAAAAAAAGUCACACAAAAAAAAAAAAAAAGUCAAGCGGAGCGCUUAUCACACGGCAAAAUUUAUAGAUGUUGGAACUCGGUGCACACAUAAGGUGUGUCGCAUUAUAGGGCGUUUUGUCCAUUUUGGAGAAAAUGUAAGACUUUUAAGUGCACCUUGUGGUCGUGAAAAUACGGUACUAAAAUGACUGUAAAAUAGCUGUGUUAAGGCAAAAUGGCAGACUUCCUGCAUCUCUUUCAGCAUGGCUUCUUGAGACUUUGUUGUGUUUGUAGAUAUAAAUAUAAAAUAAUACACGUCCACACAGGACGCCGCGUCUGAACCGGAAAUGAAUUAGUACGUCACUGCACAUGUCACCUCAGAACGUGGGCAGGUUAAAAUUAUAUGAUUGUUAUUAGUAAUGAAUAUCUGUAAUAUAAGAUAACCUUUACUAGUGCCACAAUGUGGAAAUUUGCAUUGUUUCAUCAGCAAUUGUGGAUAUAGGAAGUAUAACUAUGUAAUCCAAAUAGCAUGUAAGAGAAGACAUGUACGAGAAGUACAUUGCACUAAAUAGAACCCAAAACUAUUGUCCAUACAUAAACUAUCCAAUUCAAUGUAUCAGCAAUGUUGUUUGUUUGCAAAAUAGAGUGCUGAGUUUUUAUUUAGAUGUUUGCAACCCGAUAAAUCAGAUUUGUUAGACUUUGUUUGUUUGUUUGUUACCAGGGUUGAAAACAGAAUUGGCAAAAUGCAAAUUGAUUGAUUAAUUGAUAAUUUUGCCAGGGAGACAGAUAUUUUUUAUCAUGCCAUGUCGAAAUGUCAUACACUGGUGCUUUGAUUCAGGAUGCACCUGUGUCCGACAUUGCAAGGUUGAUGUAAUAAAAACAUUAAAAUGACAAAUAUUGAAGCCACAGUUUAUUAACGAUUAUGAUUAUGACUCGCACGGUAAUGUUCUUAAAAAAAUUGGUAAAAUAUGUAAACUCAGACAAAUUUGGAUAAAUUGUUCUGGAGCUGAAUUUUUAUAGGUUGGCCGCUCUGUUUUUGUUUGUUGAAGACGUUUCGCCCUUAAUCCAAAAAGAUUCUGCACUUCUAUAAUUUUAGGUGUGACUCCAGCAGUUCAUUUGCAUCUCAAGAAGAACGGAGAUUCCUUAGAGGACAACAAUGUCCAUAUUCUGGUUAGGGAGGACCGCUGGUUUUAAAGAGGUGUAAGAGAAGCCAUCUAUGUUAAACUAGAUAAACUAGAUUUGAGACAUCACCUAUCAUCUGCAUAUACGUAACGUCAUGACAUCUCUCCCCCCCAAAGGUCUCCUCAUUCAACAGGAAGAAUAGCCCUAAUAAGCUGUUCUGCAACAAAUCGUGUGAACAAUGGACUAGUAUGCAAGAUGGCCUUUUCACUAACCACACCAGGCAACAACAACAACCUAUUGUUGACCAGCACCAAGGACCACACCUACCGAGGCAUAAAUAGGGAGACUCCACAACUAAAAUUUUGAACUGAGGAUGCCCUUUUGGAUUAAAGAUGAAAUGUCUUCAACAAAAAAGAACAGUAUAGUUACCUUGAUUCAACCUUUGCGGACUCUGACAGCGUACGUCGACUUUGCCACAGAUACUUCAGAAACAAGUCGUUUGUUUGGUCCCAACUGCACCUUUUCUGGAUUUAUUUUUUAUUUUAGACCAGGUUCUAAGUGUGUUUGAACGGACUUUAACACCUGUAUGUCAACUUUGAUGAUGAAAGUAUGAUAACAGGUUCGUUUUGUUUUUCUUCAUCAUCUUUUCCCGAUUAUAUUUGAUUUUGGCGUAAACGGUAGACCAGGUUCUAUGUCUGCUAGAACAGACUUUUAACCUGGUAGUGUAUGACAGCUUGGGUGCAGACAGUGCAGUAAGAGGUAAUUGCAUCUUUACUGAAAGGUUUGUAGCUUUUAGCCUAAACCAUAGAUCCGGUACUAGGUCUGGUAGAACAGGGCUUUAAACCCUGGUUUGGGGCAGGAACAGGUUAUUGGCCCAAAAACCAUAAUGAAGCAACAUACUGUGGUGGUCAUAGUCACAGUGCAUGAACAGGUCAUUCGUUUGAUCCAAAUACAAAAACAAAUCAUUGUUACUAAUAUUACAAAAUCUAAUGGACCCCUGGUAGCCAUUUACAGAUAGGUUGGGCAAGCUUAGCCAUGGACAGUUCAAAGACUUCAAAGUCCUUUGAAAGGACUGCUUUCCAUGGGAGGACACCCCAGGACUCAAGAACCAGUAGGGCUGAAACAGUCCACCUUUUCCGGUCAACAACAUAACGUGAGAACACUUUUAACAUUGUAUUUGUCAAACAGGUCCUUUAUUUCAAAGUGUCCUUUUUGGACUCAAUUUCUUUCACUUUUACAGUAAAGCCACCAGGUAUGACAACUUUUAGUACACAAACUGACAAAAAAAGACGUGUGAUUUCAAAUAUUUGCAUGAGUAACACAUCCAUUCUUAUACGUGUUUAUUUUUUUAUACAACGUGUACAUAGAUGCUACUGCAUGUGUAGACUUGAUGUAUCUCUGUUUAUUGAUAUAUUUGUAACAUACUGUACAUCGGUGUGUGCGAGGCCUAGCGGUCACGGCAGCUAUGAGUUUGUUGGAGGUGUAUGAGGUUGCAGUGCCAUAUUUUUCUAUUAUUUUCAUUCAUUAUCUUUAUAAAGCAAACAUCAAACUGUUUGUGUUAAAUAUAACCAACCAUAGUAUUUUAUCACAGACACAAGCAGCUAAUGAAAGCACAAAGGUUCUUUCAUGUGGACUUUUUUGGUUUUGUCUUUCAUGUCUUAUGAACUAUUUGACGGUUAAUUCAUUACGCCCUUUGUUAAGAUGUCAGUCAAUACACGGGCAAUCUGUUGGUUAAAUGAUUUAACUCUUCAUUAGCUGGUCUACUGGUCCAAUCAUUGCCAAGCAUUACGCAGUGAUCUGUUUGAUAUAUCACUCGUUAUUGGUUCAUCUACAUGUCAUUACACAGUGAUUAGUGGGUUGUAUCACUCCAUUCCAAUUAUGUAGUUGUUGGUUCGUGACACCGCUCACUCAACUCACCACGCUACAUGUCAAUCGCUGUGACUGUAUCGGUUGGUUAUCGCUCACUACUCAUUGGUUAUUCAUGUCAAUCAUUUUGUAGUCUGUCAAUUUGCAGCGAUUGGUCAGAUAAAUUAUUUCAUUGGUCAUUAGUUCAUGUUAAUCAUUACACAUCUAUUGGCCUGUUACAUCACUCACUCAUUGGUUAGUCUGCUUGGCAAUCAUGUCGUGCUCAGUCGGUUACAUCACUCACUCAUUGAUUAGUCUACAUGUUAAUCAUGAAGCAUCCAUUGGACGAUUACAUCACUUCAUUGGUUAGUCUACAUGUCAGUCAUGCAGCUCUUGGUCGAUUAUAUCACUUACUCCUCAUUGGUUAGUCCACAUGUCAAUCAUUACAGUGAAUGGUCUGUUUCACCAGUCAUCCCUCACUGGUUAGUCUAAAUGUCAAUCACUGAAUUGUUACCAGUCACUGCUCACUCCACAUUGGCUAGUCUACAUGCCAAUCAUGAUGCAGCAAUUUGGGCGCCUACAUAUUUUUUUCAUUAGCUGGUCUACAUUUCAAUUAUUACGCACCAACCAGUUGGUUGCUUAACUUUUGGGGUUAGUCUACAUGUCAGUCAUUGGCUAGUCUAAAUGUCAAUCUUUAUGCAAGGAUCAGUCGAUUACAUCACCUACUCUAUUGGCUAAUCUACAUGUCAGUUGUUAAGCCAGUGGGCUCGUCUGCUUGACAAUCACCGCAGCCUUCUCAUUGACUGACGGUCAGGUGGUCCUUAGACCCACCUCCAAACUCAUGAUUUGUUACUUUGAACCUUACACACCAUCAAUCAUUCACCGCUGUGUAAUCAUUUUUGUUUGUUGUUUUAUUUCAUGAUUAAGGAGCUCUGGCAGCAGUAUUUUUCUAGCUGAUAGAUUUUGCUAUUGUACAGUAGACAUUUGUAGUGUAAACAAGAUGGCGGCUGUGCUCUGGUUGUUGUGUGUUUCUCAUGUCCUGAGGAGCUCUGAUAAGUCAUUACAGUAUACAUAUGUACUGUAUGUGUACAUGGAUGCGGGGAUGUAUUCGUGCAUAGAUGAAUGUUUUAUUUUGUUUGUAACAUCCACACGCUGUGCUGGUGCUGGUCUACACAAGGAAACUAAUAACAGGAACAUUUCUCGGAAUUUUCUAUCCUGAUGACUUUCUAGUUUCUAUAUGGGAGCCCUUUGCAGGUUAUUCAUUUUAAGUAAUGUUAUAUCGUUAAGGUCACGAUAUGAGUUAUUGUACUCCGCUUAACGAUACCAUAGCGUCUUAUUAUUCUUUUUGCAAACACUUGUUGCAAUAAACUGCACGAGCAGAUGUAGAAAUGGCUCAAAUCAAUCAAACGGACAUAAAGGCGCUAGAUAUUUGUUGUGUGUACAGUUGUUUUGGAAUUAAAUCAGGAAACAAUCUU
Phycodurus eques (leafy seadragon) is the source of this 9309-nucleotide messenger RNA. RefSeq names its product cAMP responsive element binding protein 1b (gene creb1b). NCBI's taxonomy places the organism in Eukaryota, Metazoa, Chordata, Actinopteri, Syngnathiformes, Syngnathidae. Gene Ontology annotation, biological process: regulation of transcription by RNA polymerase II. Bases 270 to 1256 code for a protein of 328 amino acids. The transcript is spliced from 8 exons. Gene Ontology annotation, molecular function: cAMP response element binding; protein binding; DNA-binding transcription factor activity, RNA polymerase II-specific. Gene Ontology annotation, cellular component: nucleus; ATF4-CREB1 transcription factor complex. The record is from RefSeq and is a predicted model, not a curated record.